This is a messenger RNA of Branchiostoma belcheri (Belcher's lancelet), 14709 nucleotides long. RefSeq lists its product as uncharacterized. Gene Ontology annotation, cellular component: membrane. Gene Ontology annotation, molecular function: serine-type endopeptidase activity; amyloid-beta binding; X11-like protein binding. Gene Ontology annotation, biological process: homophilic cell-cell adhesion; proteolysis. Lineage: Eukaryota; Metazoa; Chordata; Leptocardii; Amphioxiformes; Branchiostomatidae. The record is from RefSeq and is a predicted model, not a curated record.
CUGGUUUUUCUGUUGCUCCGACGUUUUGAACCUUGUUGGGAAGUUUUCAGGCCAUCUUUGGAGAGCUGUUUGCUGCUGAGGAUUUUGGUUUAGGAUCCAGAGCAUGUACAUACGCUAAGUUGAGGAGUGAUGUUGUGGACUACACGGUUAUUACUCUGCUGUGUUGUGGGUCUUGUUUCCUGCCACGCCGCCGCUGCACAAGGAGUCCUUCUCACCAAGAGCAGUGUGUACCCGAACCCCGACACUCUCCUGGAGGGAGAGAGCGUCUACUACGAUGUUCGACUGUCUGCAACUCCAAGUUCAACGGCGAGAGUCACGUUCCUGGUGACGAACACCACGAGGGUAGCGGUGUCGGUGGCGGAGGUGGAGUUCACCGGGGCGGACUGGGACGUCGCUCGGCGGGUGGAGUUGGUAGCGCCCGAGGACGGGGCGGUGGAGGCGUCGGUGGGGACGGUUCCCGUGCAGGUGUGGUACCAGGAGGGGGGCAACGCCGCGACACUCGCCGCUACGCUACAGAUAGAGCUACAGGACAACGAUUAUGACCAGUACCUACGUCAUGGUUCCAUCAGCUGGACCCGCGACGUCACUUCCGGCCGGAGCGUGGCGGUGUUCCACAUCAGCCUGUCCUACCACACGUCACUCCGGCCUGACGUCACUUCCGGCGACGUCAUCGGUGUUCCGGUCACCCUGAACUUCAACGAUGGCAGUCAGUCAACCGACGCCUUGGACGUUAUGGUUGUUGAGGUGUCCAGUGAAGGGUACAUCCUGACGUCAGCGGAAGUGACGCACGACUUCGGAGCCUCCUCCGCUGCAUCAUGGGAAGUGUCGUUGUCACAGUGUUGCCGUGGCAACGCACUGCUCAACAACAGAGGCACUACCAUGACGCUCCAGACGACUGUUGACCUGACAGCGGGUUCGGGACCACACCUGGCGACGUUACCUGUCGUACACUGGUACAAAGGGCACACCGCCGAGUUCUACUUCCCUGCCACGUCUGCGUCAGGAACACCCGUGGUUUUCGGCCUGGCCUCCUCAGCGGAGUACGGCUCGGGCCAGGCAGGCCCGCCCCCCGGGCUGCAGCUGGACGCCGCGGCGGGCAGGGUNACGUGGGACGCCGCCGGGCUGCCCAGCGGGCUCUGGUCCGCUCUGGUGGUGAUACAGGACGCCGUCACGGGAGUUAAGGCGAUGCAAGAGCUGAUCCUCCACCUGCAUGACAGCACCCCGGACUUCCACCCACCCACCGUCCAGCCGUUCUCCGCCGUGCUUGGCGCCGUGCGUUACGUCAGCGUCAGCGGGACGUUCUCCCAGAGCGUCACCGUCACGGACCGGGACAGCGGGAACACACUGAGCAUGCGCGGGACGGCGGGACUACCGGACGGCUGGAGUCUGACGGAAACGUCCGCUGUGGACUCGGGAACUUCCGUUACAGCCGUGUAUGAUCUCCAGUGGACUCCCAGCACUGAUGACGUAGGUACUCACGUGAUCUGUCUGGAGGCAGAGGACAGUGCCGCGCUCACGUCUGUUCCACAAUGUCUGCAGAUCGUGGUCUCGUCUGGUACACCCAGUCAGAUCUCCCUGUCGGCAGCCAACACCACACUGAACCUAACAGACAGCAGUGCACAGUCCGUCUCCCUGGAAACCAUCGGUUUCGGUAUAACAACAUCCUCGUCCGUACAGUCCAUGACAGUCAGCCUGCUGUAUGCCUCAGACACCGGGCAGGAAAGGCUAACAUAUUCCAGCCAAUCAUCUUCGUCAGUAAGUGUUUCAUAUUACUCAGACACCACUGUGAUAUACGUGACUGGCAUAGGGCAGAGUACAGCCUACGAAACCGUUCUGAACGGAAUCAGCUACACCAACAGCGCGGCAAGUCCAACAGAGGGAACCCGCAUGGUUACCGUGCGAGCGUGUACCGAUGACAGGUGCGCCUUCCAUCGGGUGUACGUCGCCGUUAUGCCCGAAGGUUCUCCUCCAAGCGUAUCGGUCGGUUUGUCUGGGGCCGGAUCGUGCCCGGUAACGUUUGAUACUGAGGUCGGGCCUGCGAAUAUCGUUGCAAGCGCGGCUAUAACAAACGGCGGCGGGUUGAUAUCAGGAAUGAGCCUCACCCUCCACAACGCGACCGACGGGACUGCCGAAUCCCUGGCUGUCUCGUACACCCCCACGGAGCAGCUCCCUCUGCCGAUCGUCGCCGAAUCUGCAGAACUGAACACGCCUGUAGGCGCGGACGGUGUACAGACGGUGUCCCACGCCCUGUCAGUGAGCCAGAGCAACCAAACUGUUGGACAAGUCGUCGUCAUUGUGGACGUAAAACACUCGUGGAUCGGAGACUUGAAGUUGGAACUAGAGCAUGACGGAGUGACCGAAACUCUCGCCCUGCGUCCGGGCGGCUACGCCUGUUCACAGUAUCACCUCUCCCCAGCGGUUUUCCUCGGUAUUGCAGGGUAUGCAGACAUCGACUCCACGGACGGGGAGAUCCCCAGCCUCUCUAAGUCCGGAUCCGAGCCCGGAGUCUGCCGGUACGAGUCGCAUGGUUCCUUCAAACCGGACGGAGACUUUUCCGCGUUCGUCGGAACGGGUGCAGGCGGGGACUGGACGCUCCACGUCACCGAUCUGGUCUCGGAAAGCGGCGACGGUCGACUCGUCCGAUGGGCGCUGGUCAUCCUCCAGGAAUCAGAUAGUACGGAAGCGCUGGAUGGCCUACUGCCGUCUUUGGCGGCGGGCCUCGACCAAUCAACAUCGUCGAUACAGAAUGAGAUCCUGAUGGAACAAGGAGGCCGCGUGAGGGAAGUGUCUGUGGCGGUACAGAUGGUUGUAAGUCCCGUCAAUGGGUCAGACGUCACCCCGGCCCUCCUUCUUUACCAUCCUGACGGCACUGAGGUAGUUCUGAUGCAGGAAACCGCCGGCUGUAGCCUGAGUUCCCUUGCCUAUUUCGUCUUCCACGACAGCGGCACGCCCCCUACCGACAUCUGCGCGAACCGCAGCAGCGCCCUGACCAGUGUCCUGAAACCGUCCUCGUCCCUCGCGGCUUUGGCGGGAAAAGCGGUGAACGGAGCAUGGCGAUUGGUCGUUGACGCUGGUGAUGUCACCGUUGCCGUGGAGAUGUUCUCGUGGUCGUUACGCGUCGCAGCCGAGCCGAACGUCGAUUGGUCGUACGAUGCGGCAGCCAGUCAGUUGACGGUUACGGGCGCGGAUACGGCAGAGCGGUACGCAGACGUUCUAAACGCCGUGACAUACGGCAACUCCGACCCGUCUCCCGACUCCACCGCCGUCAGAUACGUCACGGUCGACGUCACCGGCGCGGACGGUCUGCGGGGCAGUGACGUCACGUGUCUGGAGGUCAGACACAGGCCGGUGGUUGACCUGAACGGGGCUGACCCCGGGACUGACCUGACCGUGACCUACACGGAAGAUGGCGGUCCGGUGUCCAUUGUGAGAGAGGACGCGACCUUGGCGGCUUCCGACAGCAGCAGCGACAUUAGCUACGUCAUAGCGGAGAUCACCAAUCCGGCUGAUGGAGAUCUGGAGGUUCUGCGUGUACAGAACAUCACGACGGUAGAACACGUGACCGUGCUGGGGCAGACCGUGAGUGUUGACGUCAUCAUCGCUCCCGUGGUGCACUUCACAUCCGGGCAACUCAACAUCUCAGGACUCAGCUCCACAAACGAAUAUCUACAGGUUCUUCUGACCUUGACUUACAACAACGAAGCCGAGGAGCCUGCUACGUCACGCCGCGUCAUCCACGUCACGGCCAAUGACGGGGCCCGGGAGAGUGACGUCACCACCGUCACCGUCACGGUCACACGCGUGAACGACGCGCCACACUUCAACACCAACCCGCUGCCUUCUCUCUCCACACAGGAAGACGCCAAUAAGUUCACGCAGGUUCCCAUAACCGUGCUGCAGUUCAUAGGUAUAGGGUUUGACUCGAUCAUCAGUGAUAACGACGCGGGUGCGACUCAGGGCAUCGCCAUCAUCGGAGCCGACAACACCAACGGGCAGUGGGACUACCUGGCCUGGCCCGGCGCUUACACAGAAAUUGCUGACGGCGGGAGACAGCCGGACGGUACCGUGUACAGGAACAGCACGCUGUCUGCGCUGUCCGUUGUGCUGAAGGCGGAGUACUUCAACUUCCUCCGCUUCAUCCCAGACCCGAACUUCAGCGGCGAAUCCACCAUCAGCUUCGUGGCGUGGGAUCUCUCAGGUUCCACGUCUACCCUCUCCAACGGUGACUUUGUGAACGCCACCUACACGGGCAAUACAGGACCGUUCAGUGAGGAGCAUGUGACCGUGACUUUGACCGUACAGCCGUCCAAUGACGCGCCGACCGCCGACACGUCACAAGUGGUGACCUUUAACCCCAUCGAUGAGGACGUCACUGAUCCUGCGGGUGAUGACAUCACCGUCCUGGUGUCCAACUGUGAUGACGUGGACCUCACCUGGCCCGGCACGCAGCAGAACAUCGGCAUCGCUGUUACUGGCGUUGAUAGCUCUCACGGCGUGUGGGAGUACAGCACAGAUAACGGGACCAGCUGGUCGGGCCUGGGAGCGGUGUCGUCCAGCUCGGCGGUGCUGCUGGGAGAGGACGGGGACACUGGGCGGUACCGGCUCCGCUUCCGGCCCGACCCGGACUUCUCCGGGACCGCCUUCCUGUACUACCGCGCCUGGGACUUCACCGCGGGGUCUGCGGGCGACACUGGGGUAACAGCCACCUAUACAAGCCCCACUGGUGCUUUCAGCCAAUCAGAAGCCAUCGCCUCCAUCACGGUCCAACCGUCCAAUGACUCCCCAUUGGUCACUGGUGGUGUUACCAUGGUGACCAUCGCAGAAGACGUGACGUCAGACAACAACCUCGGCACGUUCGUGUCGGCCAUGUUGUCCGGACACUACACGGACAGGGACACCGGAAAUGACGCGGGCGUUGCCGUGGUUACGGUGGACGAGACCUACGGUGACUGGCAGUACACGUGCGACACCGGCCUUCCUUACGAUUGGCUGGAUUUUGUGGGCGGGUAUCACCUUGGUUACGUGGUUCCCCCGCUUCCAACGCUGACCAGCGCGACUUUGCUGAAGUCCACAUGUCGUGUUCGGUUUCUACCGCAGCCAAACAUGAACGCCGAAAACAUGGCGUCCGCGCCUUACUUUACAAUCCUCGGUUGGGACAACACGGAGACCGGGCUGACGACGGCGUCGAGCUACGGCGUGGACGUAUCAGGUUACGCCGACAGCGAUCAGAACGAGUUCGGCUCGGACCUGAUUAACGUGACGAUCCACGUCACCGCCGUGAACGACCCACCUGAGUUACAACUAGCAGGCAGCGCUGUGGACGUAGUGUUUGCAGAACAUGGUGAUCCAGUCGCACUGGUAGGAGACGGCUACAGCCUGACCGACGUGGAUGACGACAGUCUUGUUCGCGCUACCGUCAGCAUAGAUGGACAAGCUUUAAACAACUGCUCUGAGUCAUCAGCGUCUGUUGAAGAAGUUACCGUCAACCUAGACGGCACUAACCUCACGAAAAACAUUCUAUCCGUGUGCCCGUUUCAGAUGACGAUCACUCCUAACGAUUCUAUCGCUGAUUCGGGUACUCUGGAGGAGUUCAGAGCGGCUCUCAGCACCCUUUCCUACGCGAACUCCUACACCAACCCGGACCUGCUCAGUCGGACCGUCAGCGUCACCGUGUUUGACGGAAGUGACGUCAGCGACACCGUGAGCGCUCACGUGACCAUCGCAGUGACCAAUGACGCGCCAAUGCUAAACAACGUCACCAGAUUCGAACCUAUCGCAGAAGACGUACAAGACAGUGACAACAACGGAACGACCGUGUUGACACUAGUCGAAGACAUCUACACAGACAGUGACGUAAACCAUGACGUAGGGAUUGCUGUGGUGGGGGCGGACACCCGAUACGGGGCGUGGCAGUGGUGCUGCCAAUGCGAGAACGCCACGUGGCAGGACCUGAUUGGUGGGAUGUACUACGGGUACGUCGUUCCGCCCGACCCGCUGCCGGAAAAGGCGACACUCCUCUCAGCCAGCUGCAGAAUCCGGUUCCUUCCCGAUGCCGACUUUAACACGGAGUUGGAUGCGCAAGGCUCCCCACGCGAUGUCGGUGACCGCCCGUAUGUGACACUCAAAGCCUGGGACAACACGGGCGAUACGGCAGGCAUGGUUGGGCAGUUUGGGGUCGAUACCACCGCAUGUUCCAACCUUUACACAUGCGAGUUCAGCGUGCAAGCCGUCAACGCUACGAUAGAAGUACUGUCUGUUAAUGACCCUCCAGAAAUCGCAGUCCCUUCGGGAUAUUCGUUAGACUUUGUAGAAGACGGGAACCCAAUCUCUUUGCUUCUUGACAGCUUUGAUGUCUUAGACAGAGACGGAGUGGAUCUUAACAAAGUCACAAUUUCCUUGCAGAACUCAGCUGGCGACGAGGGGUUUCUUCUCAAUGCAACGAGUGUGGAAAACGUGACAAUAAGUAACAGUGACGACUUUGCUACAGUAUCAGGAGCAAACAUAGAACAGAUCGCCUUCAAUGGAACAAGUCAAAUGACACUCCAAGCACCUGCCAACCAAUCAGCAGUCAGUAUUGAGGCCUACGUCACCCUGCUACGUUCCGCCAUGUACUACAACAACCAGCCUGAGCCGGACAACUUCACUCGCCAGGUCCGCAUCUGCGCAGACGACGGACAGGACACGACUUGUGAGAGCUUCAGCAUCUCCGUCCAUCUUGUUGGAGACAACGCGCCCGUUCUUAGCAUCGGCUCCUUCAACUUCACCUUCCUUGAAGACGGUGACGACGUGUUCGUGGUGGACCCGGAGAAUCUCACCCUGUCUGACGCCGACAACAAUCAGUACUUCUUCAUGGCUGAGGCGGUCGUGACGGUCCAGUCGUUGUCACCAGACUUAGAGACACUCUCAGUCGACACCGCCAACACCUCGUUGACUUCUGACUUUGAUGCUGCGAGCGGUACUCUCACCCUAACGGGCCAGGCUAGCGCGCAGACCUACCAAGAGGUUUUACGUACUGUUACGUACAAGCACAGCGGCUCUGAACCGCAGCCGGGCCCGAGAACUCUCACGUACUACGUCACCGACACGGAGGGGCUUCAGAGUCACGUCGUAGUCGCGAGUGUCGAGGUGGAAGUUAUAAACGACUGUACGCCAGUGUUGGAAGUCAGCGGGUCGUUUUUAUUCACAGAAGGUCAGGACUUACCGACCACUAUUGGGCAAAAUGUUUCCCUUUCUGACUGCGACAGUGGCAGCUUUCCGAUGGAGUCGGCUGUGGUUUGGAUCGACCCUGCUUAUGAUGCGGGCUCGGAAUCAUUGUCUGUGACGUCUACAGAGGGUAUAAUGUUUACGUAUCUUCCAGAUGACGGUACCUUGCGUCUUAACGGCCCAGCUUCUUUAAGUGCCUUUCAGUCCGCCCUGGAGACUCUUGUCUAUGCAAACAGCGCGGAAGAGCCCACCCCUACAACCAGACACGUGUACAUGUACGUAUCGGACGGUUUGCACAACAGCACCGUCGUCAGCGUCACGGUCAACAUCAGUCUGGUCAACGACCCGCCGGUCAUCGACCUCAACGGCGACGUCACGGCCGGAGCUGACGUCAUCGUCGUGUACACGGAAGGAAGUGGCGACAUGGCCGUGGCAAACAGUUUAACCCUCACGGACAACGACAACAGUCUUCUGGCUUACGCUAACAUCACGCUGGUAAACAAUCCCGACUAUGGGUAUGAAACAGUCAAAGUGGACACCCUGAGUACAUCACUGACUGCUAGCUAUGUGGAUGCCAAUCGUUCAUCUAUCAUCCUGUCUGGUGAGGAUACUGUGGAAAACUAUGCCUCUGUACUUAGGACAGUGUCUUACACUAACCCGCACGGAGAUCCAGACCCGCAACAACGCGUCGUGGAGUUUACUGUAUCCGACGGCAUCGCUGAAUCUGUUAAAGGCACCGCUUAUAUCAUCUUCGAGACGCAGAACGACGCACCGACCUUGUCAUCCGUCUCCACUGUCGUGUCCUUCACAGAGGAGGGUCCGCCUGUUGCUGUGUCCCCGUCCGUUACAGUGUCCGAUGUCGACAGCACAAUUCUCGCGUAUGCUACUGUAGCUAUCACGAACCAUAUCGACUUGGGCUGGGAGAUUCUGAACGUAUCAACCUCAACAAGCCUGUUUUCCGACUUCAACGCGACUUCAGGCGUUUUGUACAUCUCUGGGGUGGCGAGUGUAGAAGAGUAUCAUACUACUUUACAAACUGUGACCUAUCAAAACACUAAAGACGAGCCGUCUACUGAAGCUAGGGUUCUCGCCUUCAGCUGUAGCGAUGGCAUAACGGAAAGCAUUCCUCUAAACAUCACAGUCAACAUAACUGCCGUGAACGACCCUCCUUCUAUCGUCCUUUCCAGCGGAAAUUCUACAUAUUCCGGCUUAUUUAUCGAAGACUUUCUUGCGUCUCCAAUUGUCGAGUCUAAUGUGACGGUGUCAGACGAAGACAGCCCUUUCCUUUCCGAAAUUUUCAUUAACGUUAGUAACGUGGCAGAAGAGGGAUUCGAAGGAGUGUUCCUAGACUUGUCGUACUUGUCUGAUAACGAGCCAUUUGACCAGACGCAGUACAGCCAGAUUCUUCAGUACAACUCAACCCUGUGCAUAGCAGAUUCCGUACACCCCUCCAUACAGCUACAGGGCGCUUACACGCCAGCACAAGCCAAGGAGCUCCUCCUAGUGGCCAGAUACUGUACUGCACACGACAACCCCACCGAAGGCGAGCGAGUCAUCACCAUCACCAUAACCGACGACCAGGACGAACCCAGCACCAUAGUCACUGCCGCUGUAAUGGUAAGACGCGUUAACGACCCUCCGCGUCCAAUCAGCGAACCCUUAACAACUUCCUUCACGACUCUUGAAGACAACGUCUUAACAAUCACCGCCUUUAGUCUCUUCUACGACCCCGAAGAAAACUUGACGACGUCUUCGGUGAACGUGAUGUCUUACCCCACCAGCGGGGACCUGACUGUUACCAGUGAAGGGGAUCUACAAUACACUCCCGCCUUACAUGACUUUGGUCUGUACAGUCUAGACUACCGAGUAUGUGACUCAGAUAACGCGUGCACUGAGACAUUUACUCUAACCAUCGACGUCGUGUCAGUGAACGAUCCGCCCGAACCCGUCUUGCCCCUGACCAUCACCACUUCAGAGGACACGCCCGUGUCUACAGACUUAAAGACGUUCGUCCAAGACGUUGAAGACGACGCGAGCGGAGAUACGAACUACCCAAGCAUCACAAUAACCGAUCUUCCAACUACUGGACAUGCGGAGUUUUCCUCAGACUAUAGAGUUAUGAACUUUACUCCCGCUGCAAACUUUUACGGCGCGGAGCAAGUCGGAGUGCGUUUCUGUGACAGCGACGGAGCCUGUAUAGACAACACCAUCACUGUGACAGUAACGACUGUUAACGAUCCACCAAACCUGACUGUAAGCAACGGGAACGAACAGGCAAACCCGAUACAAACCAGGGAGGACGUUUCUGUAACGGUGGCGAUUGUUGUAUCUGACGUAGAACAGCGCACGCCGUUUAGUAUCAUCACGAACGACACAGCGCACGGGACAGCGGUACACAACGCGACCGCACAGGUACAGACCCUUACGGAAGACACCGACAACACAUUCAACACUCUGUACACGGUUUCAACUCAUAUAACCUACUCUCCUAACACGGAUUAUGUCGGGGAAGACCGUGUGGUGUUCUACGCAUGUGACACGGAUGGGGCAUGUGCGCAGGGUACCAUUCAUAUUCAGGUUUCCUCAGAAAACGACCCACCAGAAGUCGGCUCCACCACAGUCCAUACCGAGGAGGACACGCCCCUGGUCAUCAGGCUCCCGGACGGGCUGAACAUCACCGACGCGGAGGACGCGCUGGACUCGUCUGACGUCGACGUCACGCGUAACGUCACGCUGGGAGUUCUGACGUACGACGCUGACGGCGACCUGGUUUACACGCCGCCUGCACACUUCUACGCACUAAUCCUGAUGACGUCACGUUCGAGAUCCGUGUGUGCACAGAUCCGGAUCACAGUCAUCUCGGUGAACGACGCUCCAGUCGCCCCGCCGCAGUACGUGGAGCUGUACGAGGACACGAGGCUGACCGUGGACCUGGGCGCCGUGCUGACCGACACGGAGGACGCUAACGGCACGGUCGCCGCCGUGAGCCUGAUGGCGCCGCUCCCUAGCCUGGUCACCGCCGAGUACGACAACCACACCGGAGUGGUCAGCAUCGUGGCGGGAACGGACAGGCACGGGAAGGACCUCAUACACUACCAGGCCUGUGACUCAUCCGGGCUCUGCAACCUGGACGGCAUGAUCAUCGUCACCAUCCUGGAGGUCAACGACCCGCCGGUCGUCAACCCCUUCACCUUCCACGCCUCUGAAGACGUCACGAGCGUCAUCAGCGUCUCCGACCACUACAGCGACCUGGAGACCGGCGAGCUGUCCUCCCUAACGCUGCGGCUGGUCAACCCCGCGUCCGGGGCCUACACAACGGAAGGGACGUCAGAGAGAGGCGGGGAGCUGGAGGCGAUCAGCAGUGCGGGAUUGGUACAGUACAAGCCGUUGCCUGGUUACCUCGGUGACGACAGUUUCGCGUUUGUCGUCUGCGAUCCGUGCGACCAACGGGAGGCCCGUCUGACCGGAGGGUAUGUGGAGGGGAUCCCCAGCUGUCAGAGGCAGCUGGAGAUGAACCAAGGGGACGAAUAUGGCGCUAACGGCACCCACAUCGCCUGCUCGGUAUCCAUGGUAACGAUAUACGUCAUGAACACAAACGAUGCCCCGGAUGUGUCCGCGUUCCACGUCGUCACCAGCAGGUAUGAGGUAGCGACCAUAAACCCCAUACACACCCUCACGUCUGGCGAGUAUACCACAGCGGAUAUGUCUAUAUUUGACCCUGAUGACGUACAAGCCCAGGAACUGUUAAACAACGGAAAGAACUUGACCUUCUACCAAAUGAUAGAUACAACUGACUUAAACAGCACAACUCUAGCCGUAACUUCACAGCCUACGAAAGGUACGGCAACAGUUGACAAAUCUACAGCCGUGCCCACCAUAACGUUCACUCCAAGACAAAACGAGAGCGGCUACGACAGUUUCCUUUUCCAAGUUUGCGACAAAGACACUCAGUACAAGUCUUCCCAGUGUGGCGGCAACGUCGUAAGAGUCAUGGUCACCGCGCCGAGUCCUUACAUAGUCAACGUGACGGCUUUUCCGGGAACGGAGAACGACAACAACGUCCACUCCGACUCCAAAUAUUCAUCCGGGGAUUCUCUCCGAGUAGUUUUUAACGAAGACACCAACAUGCCUCCGUUUGGCCGAACGGGUUCUACCAUCGCAGCCAGCGAUCUGCGCAAGAUGUUCACUUUCAACACGAACCUGACAUCAGCCAGAAACACCGAGGCUUUUACCGGUACGUGGAUAACCCCGCGAGUGUUGGACAUCACCGUUAUAGACGAGGGAUACCCGCAGCUCGAGCCGAAGAUAGGAGAGUGGACGGUGAGCGUCAGCCCGGUUGCCCCGUGCGGCGGGUUUGAUGAGACGCACGCGCCGUUGCCGGAGGACCGGUGGUCGCCGUACUGCCUGCUGAAUGCCGUGAAGGAUUCCGCUCACUCUAACAGCACUUCUCCUCCGCUGGGUGGGAACUGGGGCCUCCGGAUACCCUCUCUCACAACUAUCGUAGUGAGGAAUGACCUGGUGGAUGUCUCCGUGUUGCGUGACCAGCCCGCGUACUUUGGACAGGGCUCCCAGCUGGUCCUGAGUCUCCAGCCCGCCCUGUCCCACCUACAACUACAGCUGUUCUGUCAGCAGAACCCGCAGAACAUCAUUUCCAUGGAAACGUUCGGCCCCGGAACCAGCAUGGUCAAGACGAGCUGUGUGAACCGUGAAGCGGACCCGCGGGAACAAGUCGCCGAUGUCAAACGGCGCGAUGUCAAAGGUCAAGGUCGGGUACCACGUGACGCCGAGGUCACCAAUAUGCCAGAGUUCACAGAGCUUGUUCUACAGGUCGAAGGAGCGUCUUCGGGAAAUCUUACUGUGCUGCCAGAAGACGCCUUCGUCGAGACCGUACAAGGAGCCUUCAAGACGGACUCCUUGGCAGGCGUCUUGGCCAGCACCAGCGGAGUGGAGACUCAAGACUUCCUGGUCUACACGGCGUCGGUUGAAGACUCCUUCAGCGAGCCCAGUCUGUACCUGGAGCAGCUGGAUGCCAAGACCCCCCAGGUGGUCAGUGUGGUGGCUGAUGAUGCGGAUAAUGGGGACUCGCAAUGGAGCAAUGGCGACACCCUCACCAUCACCUUCGACGUGGACACCGACACACCUCCUGUUGCCACGGAGACGGAAAUAUCCCGGAUCAUGACCUUUAACCCUCCCCUGGGCACCUCCUACACCGGCCAAUGGGAGACCUCCUCUGUCCUGGUCAUCACUGUGCACGAUACGUCACAUCCGGGGAGUGAUGUAGACAACAUGGCCAACGUGACCUUGACGUUCACAGCAAACGUGCUAGUGACAGGGCAAGAGUUUACCGACCAGUACCAGUAUGGAGUUCCAUCCGAUAAGCCAAACUGUGUCGGCACCCGCGUGUGCGGCGGGUGGAACGCCUCUAGCGGUUCUGUUGGGAUCUGCAGCGCCGACCAGCUGUCCUGCCGCGCGCGGGGGGUCCACGGCGUGACAUCCGGGAACUUCGGUCGCCCUGACAACAGCCUGGACUGGUGGUACUACCUCAUCAUCACCAUGGCAACGGCGCUGACCUGCUGCACCCUGGGAAUUAUCGUGUACCUGCGGCAGCGCAAGCGGGCCAAGAACGGACCCCACCCGCCCAAGGAGAGGCGGAUCCACCGAGUCACCCGGCUGCUGAAGAAGCGCCAACUUAUCACGAGCAGUGACAAGGCCACGCCGCAAGGGGGCGUCGCUACACCGCAAACGGCUACCCUUAACUCAGUGUUAGUGAACAGCCGGCACGCACCUGUCCCCGUAGACAACAUCAUGCAGCGGAACGAUCUUCGGGACGGCCCGAGACACCCCAAGGAGCCGCACCUCAUCUCACAACCCGCGCCGUCCUUGAACUUCUCCAAUGAAAGCAACGUAAACCGGAACAAUAACGUCAACGGACCCUCUGCGACCAACAAGCUUCGGGAUGACGUCAGCCAAGGUUCGCCGGGUCACGUUGUUUCUGAUCCUUUCCUGCUGUCGCAAACGUCCGGGGUCCAGGGGUCCCAGCAGACAGCGUCAACGUUAGGACACGGACUGAACAGUGUUUCCACUGCCAACAACCUGAUCCAGGCUAGCCCCAACCCAACCUACCCCAAAAACAGGAUCUCAGCGGCCCAGCCACAAGGCCUGCUUUACCAGGCUACAGGAGAAGAGAGCGACCCAAAUGUGCCGGGACCCAUGGAGCCUGCUGCAAGCCUAGCUUCCCACCAAGUCAUGGAAAGGUCCACAAACAUAGACAUGUCAACAGAGCGGCGACGGCGGCCGGCCAGACGGAGAAAUCAUAGUCAGAUUCCGCGAAUCUCGGAACUUGCCGGGCCCCUGGAGGACCCUUCCCCGGUGCCGGCGGGCCCUGUGCCCGAAGACGACCCGGAGGUCGGCCCGCUGCUCAAGAGGUCUUCUUCCAACUCUAUCUACAGUCUAACUACAGUAAACCUGGGGUUCGAAUCGGAAGAGAGACGGCCCGGCAGCUCCAGUAGCGAAAGCGUCGGGCCGCGGUCUUUUCUUGCGACGGACUCGGAGACCGGGCUCGCCAUCCGGACUCACGUGUACCCGCGCAUGGACUCCGACCAGUCGCUGAAGAGCAACGGCAGCGGGGAGGGGGGCGGCGGCCUGUCAGUAAGAAACACAAGCGGGUAGCGCCGGUGUCUGCAACAACUCCGUACAACACGAGGACUCCUACACUCGGGACGGGGGCACUUAAACCACGGCCGGUUUCGCCCGACAGUUCCCGUCCGGCUUCCAGCAGUUCCUCCAACAGCUCACCUGCGCCUCAGUUGCGCCGCCUAGCGAUUGCCGCGCGUCUGCUGCACUCCAACCGCCUGGACACGUCAGAGGCGUGACGUCACGGACUCGCACGUCACCAGAACGUUCUACGCCUGCGUGAAAGCACGGUUUCUGUUGAAUACGUUGUUCAACGUUGCAUCAGAAUUUUGCUCGUUGCAGACGAUAUCUUUUCCGACCCAAUAUACAGACAGGACGCCAUUCUUGAAUAUGCGACCACGACCUAAAACGAUACGUUAUUUACUUUAGUAGAAGUUGUAGAACUAUUGAACAGAAGCGUGUUUCAAAGUUGUAAUUUUCAGAAACGUGACAAUCUUCUCUAAGCAGAUGGUACUAAUUCAACCUAAAAUAGCCUGAUUUAUACUUAAUUAAGUUUCAGAAUUAUCAUAUCACAGAAGGCCAUUGUAACACGAGAUUGCAGAAAAAGCCAUACAUUUACGCUCACUGAAUACCCAGUGUAAGAUUUAAAGUGUACUGUAUGUAAAGGCACUCACAUUCGAGGUGGCUUAUUUUGAAGUAAGGAAAAUGAGGUUUUCGCGGCUUACAUGUAACUAAAUCUGUGGUGCAGUAGCUAGCGAUACAUUGGAAUGAAACCACGCGAAAAUUUCCAUAUUUAUCGCCCUCAGUCCCUUUGUAAUGGCGCGGUCACAUUUCCCAACCCGGGGCCCGGCCGGGCAGUCGUAUGGAACGAAA